Eubalaena glacialis (North Atlantic right whale) is the source of this 2868-nucleotide messenger RNA. RefSeq names its product basic proline-rich protein. The record is from RefSeq and is a predicted model, not a curated record. NCBI's taxonomy places the organism in Eukaryota, Metazoa, Chordata, Mammalia, Artiodactyla, Balaenidae. The transcript has 9 exons. Bases 1 to 2868 code for a protein of 955 amino acids.
AUGGAGAGACACAGCUGCAGCCAGACCAGGGGCCAAAGCAGGGCCAGGGCAGAGGAAGGAGUACCCCAGCUUCUCUCCUUCUCUCGGAUCUCCUGCGAGUGGGUACUGCCCAACAGAAAGCCAGCUGAGGGGCGGGCCCAGGGACGCAGCCAAGCGUCAGCCUCCCAGGCAAAGAGCAGGUCAGAGCAGGGGUGGAUGGGGAGGGUAAGGGGGUGGAUGAAGGAGAAUAACAAGCACGGGGUGGCGCGGUGGGGGCGGCGGACAGGAUUAUGCUCCACCACCGCCUCCCACUUCGCGGAUGAGAAGAUGGAGGCGCAGAGACAGGAAGUCAGGUGCCGGCUGUCACAGAGCUGGGAAGGCGGAGCUGCAAGAGAAGCGCAAGGCUCCGAGGCGGUGGUCCCUCGGCCCAGCCUCCCAGGACAGGCCGGCGGCCCCCAGGUGUUAAGCGUCGGUCUCCCCCGCUCUCCGCCCGGGCACCCGUCCCCGCACGCCCCGCCCCCUGUCGCCGGCCGUCCCUCCGCCCCUGCGGCGGGCGGGGAGAGCGGGGCUGGCGCGGCGCCCGGCCUGAGUCACACGCAUGAGGCAGCACGACAACACGCACACCCCCAGCCCACCAAGGGGAGGGCCCGGCCCGGGGCUCCGGAGGGUGGACGCGCAGGGACUCCCCUGCCUGCCGGGGGCGGUGGGGGGGCAGGUCGGGGCCAGCAACUGGGGUCCCAGUGGCCCUUACGCAAACUUCUGCUGAGCGCCAAGGCCCCCUUAGGCCUGGUGAGAGGCUCGCGGUGUGCAGAAGAACCAAACAAAGCCCUGGAGGAUUCCGGCGAAUCCCUGGCCUUGUGUGGGCUCCUCCCCCCACCCCCAGCCCACCUCCUCCUCAGCCCAGGCCCCCGCCCUUCGACCUCCACCCUGCUUUCCUUUCCCUGUCGACUCUGGCCCGUGGCCCGUGGGGCUGUGAGUCCUCCUCGGCGCCCCAUGUGCUUCUGGAUCAGAAAGGCAGCAGCCCCUCCUGUGCAUUCCCAGUAUGGAGACCCCCAGAGCCGCACUCUCAACCCUAAGAAAAGUUCAGGGGGCCACCACUGGCCUCACAAGGCCAGGGAGAGCUGCCCCGAGCUUAGCUGCGCCCAGGAGAGGGGCCUAGAAAGGCCGCCAGCCCCGGAGCCCGGGCCUGGAAGCCUGGGCAGCCUUGGGGAAGGCUGCGGGAUUGGCCCCCAGCGCCUUCCCGCCCUGGCGUCCCCGCCCCCACCCGGCCGAGCACGUGCUGCCCCCGGCCCGAGCGCCCGUCCGGCCCCGCUCCCCACCCCCACCGGAAACAUUCCUGAAACAUUCCUGAAACUAGGAGGCCCGGCCCCUCUGGUUCCCCACCCCGCCUCCACGUUGGGCUCAGGGUUUUCCUGGCGUCCCCCUCCACCGCCGGCUCGCCCCCUGAGGAGGGGGCUGGGCCGGGGCCUCCAACGGCCACGGAGGAAGAAGGGGAGCAAGGAAAAACAUGAGUCACAGCCGUGUGUCAUUGGGCCGCAUUGCAAUUCCCUGAACCACGGGAGGUGUGGAAGGCCGCCUCAGGGACCAGGGGCGGGGAGGUGCAGGCCCGGCCUGCAGGGCGCGCCUGACAGCGCCCUUUCUUCUCCCACCGCCCUCCCCGCCAUCUUCCCACUUUGGCUUCCUUCUCGUUUGUACAAGUCUUUGUUGCGCCGGGCAUGGCGGGGAAAAUCUAGGAGCCGCGUACCUGGGCGAAGGGAGCGGCGGGUAGGCCGCGAAAUUCUCCAACCGGCGUGUUUCUCUCCACCCCUGCCGCCCGCACGGACCCCCGCAAGCACCAACACCCGCCCACAUCCACGCGCCCCGCGGGCGCCAGGCCCACACACCCGGAAGGCCCCAAGAGGUGACUCUCCUGGGGACCCCCAUUCCAUGCAGUUCCCAGCCCAGGCCUCCCGCGCGCGCCCGCCCCCAGAAGCCCGGCACCGCUCGCCCCUCCCCGCACUCAGCACCCACCCGCGCAGCGGCGGCGGCGGCGGCGGCUGGCGGGCGGCCGCCCUUUUAAAUCCCCGGGCUCAUUUGCAUGGCCCCGCCCCCCUCAGUGACACGGCUGGCGCGGGCGGGCCCGUCCCCCCUGCCCCUGGGUCGCUCUUUUUAAGCUCCCCUGAGCCGGGGCUGCGCUCCUCUAAUUGGGACUCCGAGCCUGGGCUAUUUCUGGCCCUGGCGCGGCUCCAAGAAGGCAUCCGCAUUUGCUACCAGCGGCGGCGGCGGCGGAGCCAGGCCGGUCCUCAGCGCCCAGCACCGUCGCUCCCGGCAGCCCGGAGCGCGCACCGCAGGCCGGCGGCCGAGCUCGCGGUGAGUCGUCCCCGGGGCCCGCGGCGGCGGCGGCGGAGGGGGGCGCCCGCGCCCCCGCUGCACGCCGCCCCUCCUGCAAGCCGCCCGGGGCUGCAGCGCGCGCCUCCGGCUUUAUUCCCAGGCCGGGGCUGCGCGAGCCGCCGGCGGGGGAGGGCCGCGCGGCGCGGGGGCGGGCGGCGGGGCCCGGCGGCGCGGGGAGGGCACCGGCACCCCUUCCCCCGCGCCGCGGGCGCCCUGCGGGGGGCGGGGACCCGGGAAAAGCGCGCGGUGGGGGAGGGGGCGCGCGGCUGCGGCGAGCGCGAGUUGUGCACCCGGCGGAGCCCGGUGCACCUCGCGCGGCCGCCGCUCCCGCCCGAGCCCGAGCCCGGGCCUGGGUUGUGGGGGGCGGGGAGAGGAACGGGCUGCGGCGACAGGGGAGAGUGGGGGGCCGGGUUGCCCCCGCAGCCUGGGGAAGUUCUAGAAGUGAGGGGGAUGGGCAGGAACCCCGCAAUUCGGCCUUACUCCAGCUCGGCCUUUCUCCUGGCGCCCCUCCGCAGAUGA